Messenger RNA from Thrips palmi, 943 nucleotides. Its product is annotated as transcription and mRNA export factor ENY2-like. The coding region runs from base 156 to 515 and encodes 119 amino acids. The transcript has 4 exons. Gene Ontology annotation, cellular component: DUBm complex; nuclear pore; SAGA complex. NCBI's taxonomy places the organism in Eukaryota, Metazoa, Arthropoda, Insecta, Thysanoptera, Thripidae. Gene Ontology annotation, biological process: poly(A)+ mRNA export from nucleus; positive regulation of DNA-templated transcription; regulation of transcription by RNA polymerase II. The record is from RefSeq and is a predicted model, not a curated record. Gene Ontology annotation, molecular function: chromatin binding; transcription coactivator activity.
GUCGUGUAUGAGAAUGUUUGCGAUACCCUCAUGCCGCUGUCUAUCUUAACCUAAACACAGUGCAAGGCUCAAUGUGACAAGUCGGUUGUUUUCAUGUUUUCUCUUUUGUAGACUUCACAUACUUUUCCUCCUUUUCCAUUUGGUUGCUAUCGGUCAUGUCUCGUUACUCUGAGCGACGGAAGGCCCUUGAAUCCAGCAUUGACCACAUGAAUAAUGACAACAACAAGGGGAAGAGAGAUGUCAGCAAACGAGCCGUCAAUCAGCACCUUACCAUUGAGGGCGACAAGGAGAGGUUCAAGGAGCUACUGCGCAGACGGUUGACAGAAUGCGGUUGGAGGGAGGAAAUCAGAGUUCUUUGCCGAGACACAAUCAAGGAGCGAGGGUUAAAUAAUGUUACUGUGGAUGAAAUAGUGGAGGAGGUUACACCUAAAGGCCGAGCCCUUGUACCAGACACUGUAAAGAAGGAAUUGCUCCAAAAAAUUAAGUCUUACUUAUAUGAUAAGGCAAAUAAGUAAUCUCCUUGUGAUUUUUGCACUGCCGCAACACCCUGCAAACUUCUGAGUUCGAGACUGACAAUGCUUCUUUGGACAGCAAAGCAAAGUGCUCAAUGUGGAAGGUGCACAUCGCACUAGCAUUUAAUUUCACCCUUCUCUGAUUAAAAUGUGAGGGUGUCAAUUGUUAUACUUUGGAACAAUCUCUUUAAGUUAAGGUAGUUGAUUCCAAAUAUUCAACUCCUGGUUGUGUGUUGAUCCUGCAGUCUGUUUAAACUCAACUAAUGUGUGCAAGUGUUAGUGUACAUAUUGUAAUUAUUAUAUCAUUGUUGGGUAGGGGCAAAAGAUAGUCCUUGAAAGACUUAUUCAUAUGAACUGCUCAGAUAAAUAUUUAAAUUGCCAGUGAAAUUUUGAAUUAAUUGUGUGAAAUUCAAAGGCUUAAUUUACCAGUA